ACCUCGGCGAGGAGGACCCACUGGGUUUUUUUCGUCCAAGAUGGCAGCCUCCAGCCGCGCACAAGUGCUGGAUCUGUACCGCGCGAUGCUGAGGGAGAGCAAGCACUUCAGUGCCUACAAUUACAGAACGUAUGCCAUCAGGAGGAUAAGAGACGCCUUCAGAGAAAAUAAGAAUGUAGGGGACCCUGCGGAAAUCCAAGCCCUAGUGACUAAAGCCAAGAGAAACCUGGGAAUAAUCCGCCGACAGUCUUUCAGGUGGACCCACCCGGGCAGCCGUGACACUAGUGGCACCACUGCCAGCAUGGUACGACGUCCAGUUUUUGAAGAAGUCUCUGAGCAGAGAUUUCCCCCUGAUUCUCCUGAGGCAGAGAAACCAAGGUGCAGGAAACCCGAUGUCUUGCCUGGCUGACACCUGCGGGCAGACGUGUGGCUACGAUGCUGGGUACAUGGCUCUCUAGUGAAGCGGUGAUAAUUCUGUUCCAAAGUGCCUGGAACAAGUCUUCUCUCUGAUGAACAUGCAAUCUGGACCACGAGGGAGGGAUGGCCCCCCGCCCUGGUGACACUGCUGUCAUGGGUAUGCUGAGGACUCUUUGUCCAGCCAGGUUCUGGAGCACAGCCUUCUGGAGUAAGGCUGGUGGUGGCUGCUGACCCUCCUCGGGGCGUGACACAGUGCAGAGCUGUGGUACCUGGGGGUGGGUACCCAUAGUUACUCUAAUAAAUGCCUUUGGAAGAGGAAUCAGAUGGAGUAUCUUCAGAGCGGCAACAUGGACAAAAGAACAAAGAUGGCAGCAACGUCUAUGGCCUUUCUUGCUUCUCCUUCUGACAUGAGGCACCCGAGGAGCCCAGUUUAUGGUCUCAGGUGCUGCCUAGACUAAGAGUGGUCCCCCAGCCCAGCACGUGGCCCCGCCUCUGUGCAGCCUUUUUGGCGCCCCCGGCACAUACAUGCAAGGCCUCUCCCCCAUCUCUGAGCCACUUGGGAAAGUGGGUGCCAGCCCAGGACUUGGCUUCAGCAGACAGAAAGGAUUCAGGUGAACUGCCAGGCCCACCUGUCUUUACAGAAACAUUUUAUAUAGAGAGAAAGUGGAAAACUGUCUCCACUGGUUCCAUGAUGGGGCCGGAUGCAUGGGUUUGGAGAGAGAGCAGAGGCUGACAGCCUCCUAAUAUCAGGGGAGAGGGGUCCAGAAAUGAUGAGGAAAGGACCCGCCCAGGUCCCGCUCCUGGCGGGCAGUGGGCCACUGCUAUGGAGAACGAGCCAAAGGAGCUGGACUUGCCGAUCUGCCCCCUCACUCCUGCAGUCAGGGCGAGCCUCAGGCGCUGGGAAGGCCAGUGAGACAUGCCAAUGCUGCUGGAGCCCCUCAGGCCUGGCACACAGACUCAGUGUCCCUGCACAGCAAGGAAGCAGAGGAAGGAGGGCCUCUGAGGGAGGCUGAGCCAGGAUGACGUGGUCUCUAAAUGUCUGGGGGACAAGACUGGGGUUGACUUAAGAAUAUCCUUAUCCUGCAGUUUCCCCUGACUCAGCUCGCGUCCUUGAACUUCUGAGUUUGCCCUAAGGAACUGAGACCUGAAGUUGGGUUGCUUCCACC
Messenger RNA from Phacochoerus africanus (Common warthog), 1583 nucleotides. It is a transcript of the gene LYRM4, whose product is annotated as LYR motif containing 4. The transcript has 4 exons. Lineage: Eukaryota; Metazoa; Chordata; Mammalia; Artiodactyla; Suidae. Gene Ontology annotation, cellular component: mitochondrion; L-cysteine desulfurase complex. Gene Ontology annotation, biological process: iron-sulfur cluster assembly. The record is from RefSeq and is a predicted model, not a curated record. The coding region runs from base 41 to 409 and encodes 122 amino acids.